ACUCCCAGUGGCCAAACACACAAACACACUGGCACAGGUGCAGCUAUAUAAGUGUGAGGCGUCUGGACAUCAGAGAUUUUUUCACACACUGAGGAAGAGAUGCUGCAUCACUGGAACAUGGACAUGAGGAGUAUUUUUGGGGUGUUGGUUUGUCUGUCUUUCAGCCAUUGUGCUUUAAUUCCUGACUUCCGCACUACAGAGUUUGGGUUACAGCCUAUUGACAACAUUUCGAUUGCGUCACCAUUCCCUCCAGGAGCACCGGAGCCUGACUUAUCCUAUUGUCAGAUGAUUCUGGAAGCUCCGGUUCCACCCACAGCGGACCAGGUACCCUGGUACUGCAUCUGUUCCGCUUGCUCCGGAAACAGAGGCCAGAAAGGAGACCGAGGCGACCGCGGACUGCCAGGAGUUCCUGGUAGUCCAGGCCCAAGAGGCCUCACUGGGCUUCCCGGCCGUCCAGGAUUCACAGGACGUCCUGGCAUGAAGGGUGAGAAAGGUGAAAUGGGAGAUAAAGGUGACAUUGGUCCCGCUGGAUUUUCAGGACCGAAGGGAGACAGGGGGACCAAAGGUGAGAAGGGUGACCGUGGUCUGGAUGGCCCUGCGGGAGAUCAGGGUCCAAAGGGAGAAGAUGGUCAGUGCCCGGAAACCUGUGAGCCUGUACCAGGUGCAGAUGGUGCACCUGGUCUUCCUGGCCCUGUAGGUGCACGUGGGUUACCUGGGCUGGCUGGAAGCCCUGGUCCCAAAGGACUGAAGGGCGAUCCAGGAGUGGCGGGCAUACCUGGCGUUCCAGGUGAACCAGGGGAGAAGGGUGACCAAGGUCCACAGGGCCUAUGCAAUUGUCAUGAUGGGGCUCCAGGAGCCCAGGGUCAAAAGGGUGAUAAGGGUGAUAAGGGAGAAAUGGGUUUGACAGGGCCACAGGGUCCGAAUGGAACUACAGGACCUAAAGGUAAUCAGGGAGAAAUGGGAAUGGUGGGUAUGCCUGGACCUUGCUCACCUGCCGUGCAAUCUGCUUUCUCCGCUGCUAUGCUCACCUCUUAUCCUCAACCGAACCGCCCAGUGCCUUUCAAACGUGUCAUCUACAACUUAAACCAGCAUUACAACCUUGAAAACGGUGUCUACACCGCCCCUGUUAACGGAACUUACGUGUUUAGCUACCAUCUGCAAGUGGCAACCCGUAUGCUGAGGGUCGGACUCUUCCACAACUUUGAGGCCGUGGUGAAGACAACUACACCAGUGGAAAUGAACACCGCCUCUCAGCAGGUGGUGCUGAGUCUGACUCAGGGUGACUGGGUGUGGGUGCAGGUGAAGGACACCACCAGUAACGGCAUUUAUACCGGUACCGAGGCCAGCAGCACAUUCAGCGGGUUUCUGUUGUACCCAGACAAAUGUGAUGACAUGUUUGGAAGAGAUUUUACCAUAGUCGAGUUCCCCGAUAGAGAGAUUGAAUGGGGAGCUCCAUAAUCUGUACCCUAUGCUCUUAACCUACACCUUUAACUCUUAACCAACCCCUACAUUCUAAACCAGCACCCAAAUGUUUAUCUAUAGCCUAGACCAGGGGUAGCCAACCCUGCUCUUAGAGGGCUACCAUUCUGCAGAGUUUAGCUCUAAAGCGAAUUAAAUUACCCGGACCAACUAAUUGAGGUGCUCAGGAUUACUUGAAAGUAACAUGCAGGUGUGUUGCAGCAGGGUUGGAACUGAGGUCUGCAGGAAGGUAGCGUUCCAGGAGCAGGGUUGGCUUCCCAUGGCAUAGACUUACAUCCUAACCUCUUAACCUACACCCUCAGAACUGUAACCUACACCCAAAAUUCUAAACCAAAAUAAUGUAUCUACUCCCAAGACCUGCAACCUAAUUAACCUAUACCAAACAUUCUAAACGUUCACCCAAACUAGACCUACACCCAACAUUUAAACCUAAACUUUUAUCUACUCCUUGGACCUGCCCCCUGAUCUAUUAACUCACAGUCAGGAUUCUAAACUUUCACGCAAUCUUCUAACUACACUCCUAAACCUACAUUCUAAACCUAAGUCUAAACUUUUAUGUACUCCUUAGACCUACACCCAACAUUCUAAACUUUCACUCAAACUUUUAACUACACCCUAGACCUACACUCCUGGGCAAAAAAAUGGACCAAGCCCAAAAUGAUUAAACAAAUUUUUGGUCAGGAAAUUAGCUAAAUUUAAGCAAAUGCACUACUAAGUUUUUUGGUAGAAUAUGGGAAGUUGUGUUUGGAAUCACAAUGAAACACAAGUUGCAUGGUGAUGCUUCAGAGGACUGUCUUUGAAAAUCUGCUGAUAAAUAUAAUAAUAAAUGCAUCUCUACCACAGUGAAGCAUGGAGGAAGAGGAGCCAUUUCAGCUGCUGGUAUUAGUGAGCUACUUCACUGUGAAAAGUCAUUAAUUGCUUUGGAGUAUAGGAAAUUAUUGCAGAAUGGCUUGCUUCCCACAUAUAAAAAGUUGUUAUCUAAAGAGGAAUGAUCAGAUGUUAUUUUUCAACAGGGCAAUUCUCUUGCCCAAACUGCAAAGACAACCAAGAAGUGGCUUGAGAACAAGUCAAUCGGGCUCAUGUUUUGGCCUGUUCAGAGUCCAGAUAUGAACCCUAUAGUGAAUAUUUGGUCUCAAAUUAACCUGGAGACAUUUUUCAACUACUCAUGAACUGUUUGAAGCCAUUAACAUUGAGUGAAACAACACUGACUGUUCCUCCUGUAAAAAGCAGUCUCCAAGUUGGGGAAGGUCAUUCUGUGUUACUUUAUCUAGAGUACUUGUGCAAUUCUUGCUAAUUUCCAAUGAUUUGUGAUUAAAAUGGGUUAGACCAUUAAAAGACCACUAAAUAUUUCACCAUUUUGUCUUGCCCCAUUUUUUUUGUACUCCCAACAUUCUAAACCCAAACAUUUAACUACUCCCUAAACCUACUCCCAACAUUCUAAUCCCAAACAUUUAGCUAAUCCCUAAACCUACACCCAACAUUCUAAUCCCAAACAUUUAACUACUCCCUAAACCUACACCCAACAUUCUAAUCCCAAACAUUUAGCUACUCCCUAAACCUACUCCCAACAUUCUAAUCCCAAACAUUUAGCUACUCCCUAAACCUACUCCCAACAUUCUAAUCCCAAACAUUUAGCUACUCCCUAAACCUACUCACAACAUUCUAAUCCCAAACCUUUAGCUACUCCCUAAACCUACUCCCAACAUUCUAAUCCCAAACCUUUAGCUACUCCCUAAACCUACUCCCAACAUUCUAAUCCCAAACAUUUAACUACUCCCUAAACCUACUCCCAACAUUCUAAUCCCAAACAUUUAACUACUCCCUAAACCUACUCCCAACAUUCUAAUCCCAAACAUUUAACUACUCCCUAAACCUACACCCAACAUUCUAAACCCAAACGUUUAACUACUCCCUAGAGCAGGGGUGUCCAAUCAUGCUCUUGGAUGGUCACUAUCCUGCAAGUUUAACUCCAACCCCACUUAAACACACCUGGACCAGCUAAUCAAGGUCUUUAUAUGGAUACUAGAAACUUCCAAACAGGUGUGUUGAGGAAAGUAGGAGCUAAACUCUGCAGUACAGUGGCCCUCCAGGACCAAGUUUGGACACCCCUGCCCUUGACCUCCACAUUCUAAACUUUCACCCAAACUUCUAACUCCACCCUAAACCUGCACCCUACGUUCUAGACCCACACCCUAAACCAAAUGAUUUUGUACUCUCACAAGCCUCUAAAAUGAUCCACUUUUCCACCUAAACCCCUAGCAUUUCUGUAAUCCUCCACAUUACACAGAUUCUAUUUUAAGACCACUUUAUGUAGUUUGUAUGUAGAAGUGAACCUUCGGCUGAACGAAGAGCCUUCUCUUUCACAUAUUUGGAAUGAAUUAGUCCAGAUGGAUGUGAUCGGUGUUUAUUUACAGCAUAUGUCUUGUAACUUGAUUAACUGUAUUGUACCUUCCGCGUAGAUCAGUCGUGAGGUUGUUCCCUUGACAGACACGUUUCAGCCGGAUGUUUGUAAAGAAUGUAAGAUGAGCAGGAAUCAGCUGUUAUAUAAUCCUCCCAGCUAUUCAGUGGACAAACACUGAGGAUAAGAGCAAAAAUGAGAACAGGAAAAAAUUUUUGCAUGUCUCAGGAUAGGUGAGCAGAGAGAAGUCAGAGAGGUGUUGUCUUACACAAUAGAAGUGUUAAACACCUGUUAGAGAGAAAGAAAGGGAGUUCUUUUUACGUAGGAUUAUUCUGACACACAACAAUAUGAUGGGGGACCUCUUACGGUGUUAACUUCACACAUUUGGGCUGGGGGAGAGAGGGCCCACCCAUAAAAUUGUUGUCCAAGGCGCACAAUAUGACACAACACAACAUGACAACAAAAAAUAAAAACAAUGAUGUUCAUGCUCAUGUUCUUUGUAUUGAUUACCCUUAUAUUUCCAAUAAAUAUUAAACCAUUAA
Megalobrama amblycephala (Wuchang bream) is the source of this 4419-nucleotide messenger RNA. Its product is annotated as complement C1q tumor necrosis factor-related protein 7. The record is from RefSeq and is a predicted model, not a curated record. The coding region runs from base 100 to 1458 and encodes 452 amino acids. Lineage: Eukaryota; Metazoa; Chordata; Actinopteri; Cypriniformes; Xenocyprididae. Gene Ontology annotation, molecular function: protein binding. The transcript has 5 exons.